GCUGGGGCAGUGUGGACGGGACAAUGGCUUCACCCGCAGCCACAUGCAUCCUGGCCUGGGCCCUGGCACUGCUCUGCGUGGGGACCCAGGGGGCGGACCCUGCCGCCUGCGUCUUCCCCUUCACCUACAAGGGCAAGGUCUACACGGACUGCACAACCGAGGACAGUGACCGGCCCUGGUGCGCUACCACUGCCAACUACGACCAGGACAAGGCCUACAGGUUCUGCUCCGAGGAGGCCUACGGCGGGAACACGGACGGCGAGCCCUGCUUCUUCCCCUUCGUGUACCAGGGCCGCACCUUCCACACCUGCACCACUGAGCAGAGCCAUGGGGCCCAGUCCUGGUGCUCCACCACAGCGAACUACGACACGGACAGCCGCUGGAGCUACUGUCCCGACACAAUGCUUGGCGGGAACUCGCAGGAGCCCUGUACGUUCCCAUUCAGCUACAAAGGCAGGAAGUACACGGCUUGUACCAUGGACAAUGGGCAGCGGCCCUGGUGUGCCACCACGAGCAACUACGAAGCAGACCAUACAUGGAGGUACUGCGGCAUGGCAGCUGCAGGGGGAAAUUUGGACAGCUCCCCUUGCGUCUUCCCUUUCAUCUAUAAGGACAAGAUCUACCACAGCUGUGUGGCAGUCGAUGACAAGAUGGGAAGGCCCUGGUGUGCUACCACUCCCAACUAUGACAAAGACCAUCUCUGGCGCUUCUGCUUGAGCAAGGCCUAUGGGGGGAACUCCAGUGGCAAGCGCUGCACGUUUCCUUUCAUCUACAAAACCGAGCUAUUUCACAGCUGCACGAAUGCUGGAGACAAGAUGGGACAUUUCUGGUGUGCCACAACCCAGAACUACAACCAGGAUAAGCAGUGGAGCUACUGUCCAGAUAUCAAUGCUUUAGCCAUGAUGAUGUCUUCAAAUCCAGACCGGAUGCCGUUCUAG
Molecule: messenger RNA, 938 nt
Organism: Terrapene triunguis (Three-toed box turtle)
Lineage: Eukaryota; Metazoa; Chordata; Testudines; Emydidae
Product: epididymal sperm-binding protein 1-like
Exons: 7
Coding region: 24-938 (304 amino acids)
Cellular component (GO): cell surface
Molecular function (GO): heparin binding
Source: RefSeq, a predicted model, not a curated record